Messenger RNA from Branchiostoma belcheri (Belcher's lancelet), 1938 nucleotides. RefSeq names its product potassium voltage-gated channel protein Shal-like. Gene Ontology annotation, molecular function: protein binding; A-type (transient outward) potassium channel activity. Gene Ontology annotation, biological process: protein homooligomerization; potassium ion transmembrane transport. The transcript has a single exon. NCBI's taxonomy places the organism in Eukaryota, Metazoa, Chordata, Leptocardii, Amphioxiformes, Branchiostomatidae. The record is from RefSeq and is a predicted model, not a curated record. Gene Ontology annotation, cellular component: voltage-gated potassium channel complex; membrane. Bases 497 to 1825 code for a protein of 442 amino acids.
UGGAAAAAACUCCAAGUCUUCGCGAUACGAAUAACGGAAUAAUAUAACGAAAGGAUACCGCUUGGAGAUAGAUGGUGUUGAUGUUGGAAAGCUGUUGCUUCAGUAAAAGACGCCACUCGUUGUGUCGCAGCAAUAUCAGCUUCUAUUAACUACCUGGAAGAACUCCAAGUCUUCGCGAUACGAAUAACAGAAUAAUAUAACUGAUGGAUACGAAUUGACGAAGGAAAAACCGCUUGGAGAUAGAUGGUGUUGAUGUUGGAAGGCUGUUGCUUCAGUAAAAGACGCCACUCAAUGAGAUAUAUCGCGGGAGGGGAGGUGGCAACAACGUGCAGGGGAUGUUAAGAUUGAUGACGACGCACUUUCACGGAUCGCCGCGAAAGGUCAGCGCGUCGAGAAGUCCGACUAAAUGAGGCAAUCUUUCUGCAAGUGCGAAGGCGGCGCUCUGAUGGUGGACUGUUCCGUGUGCAGGGUUCUAAUCGCGACCGGAUAGCUAUACAUGUACAUUAUGAUGGCUGCAUUCAUACCGCACCAAGGGAGGCGAGUCAGUCGACUCCCCUCCAUCGUAGGCAGAUAUUCUCCUAUACGGAGGCCGUUCUGCCCGACUACUGAGCAGAGAAAAGUCGCAGGGGACGAGCGGCUGGUGUUUAACGUCAGCGGGCACAAGUUCGAGGUCUGGCGUGGCGCUUUGGACGCUCAUCCUGAUACCUUACUCGGGAGGUUCGACGAUCGGGAGAAAUUCUACAAUCAGGACACGAACGAGUACGACUUGUCGACGACUCCGGAGAUGUUUAAGUACAUCCUGAGGUUCUACACCAACGGGGUGUUGCACUUCCCCAAGUCGGACGAUAUCCACUUCCACACGUACUUGGAGGAGAUUGAGUUCUUCGAGAUCGACCCGGACGAACAUAUGAGCCAUUGUUGCUUCGAGGAUUACAUAGAUAGGAAGAUUCAAUGGGAUAUUGCCCACCGACCGAAGGUGGUCUUCGUUCCAGACACGCUCAGGGAGAAACUGUGGCAGAUGGUAGAAAGUCCCAAGGCGAACACGUCUGCACAGGUUUUUUUCUACAUCACGUGCUUCUUCAUAUCCUUGUCUGUGACAGCCACUGUAUUGGAGACUUUAGCUUGCGAGGAGGUCGCGAAAAUCGGAGACCCGUUUAUAAUAGCCAGGGCGAGAAAUUGCAGACACGUCUUCUUCUGUAUAGAAAGCGCCUGUGUGGUACUAUUCACUGCUGAGUACAUCAUCAGACUAUACGCAUCACCCAACAGGUCGCUUUACGCCAGGAGCUUUAUGAGCGUGGUAGACUUGGUCUCCAUUUUCCCCUUCUACGUAGGGCUGUGUAUAAGCGAGGAAAGCAACGUGCAAGCCGUAUUCGACACUCUAAGAGUGUUCCGCGUCUUCAGGGUGUUCAAGCUCUGCCGGUCGAGUCCAGGAAUGAUCAUGCUGGCGAAAACUCUUAAAAUCAGCGCAGCCAAUUUGAGCUCGCUCUGCUUCGCCCUCAGCAUGAUCUGUCUAGUAUUUACCACUAUGAUGUAUUACAUGGAAAAGACCCACAAUCCGGAAAAGUUCAGCAGCAUCCCUGCGGUCUUCUGGUUUACUAUAAUUACCAUGACUACUGUUGGAUACGGGGACACAACCCCUAUAGGGUUCAUCGGAAAGGUUCUUACGGGAGCGUGGUCGAUUAUAUGCGUGGUCAUACUCUCCUUUCCCUUGACUAUACUCGUCGAUACUUUUACGGCGAUUAGGGAAAGUGCCAAAGCGAGGAAAGAAAAGAUGAAGCAAUCUCAAGAAGAACAGACUGACGAAUCAGAUGAUGACGACUCAUAAUGAGUGUAGUGUUUGAGUAGAAGAUGCAGAGUUUUUUUAAAGAGAACGUAGUGGGCAUACCAAAGCCUCGGUCACAACCCGCCGUGCGUGCUUUCUGUCCGUACGUUUUAUUG